CACACAUUGCCUGUCCACCAUCAUGUUGAGUGACGUGGAGGCAAAAGAGCUGCUGUCCUUCCUCACCCUGAACACCAGGCCGGACGUCAAGGGCCAGGCCACAGAGUACAUCUUGGGCCUAUCAGGCAACAGGGACGGCUGUCGCUACCUACAGUCAAAACCUGACUUCCUUAAAGCCCUGGUGACCCUCACCACCGACCCCUCUAUCGCCAUCGUCAAAGACUGUUACCACUCUCUCAUCAACCUCUCGGCUGACGAGACCAUGCACCAACCGCUGGUGAAAGACGCUGACUUCCUCCCUAUGUUGUUUAAAAACCUCCUGGACCCAGAGUUUAUGUUUGCAGAUCGUAUCUGUACGAUCCUUACUAACCUGUCGCGGCACGUGAAGACGUGUAAAGAGGUGUUUAAGGCUAUGCAGGCGCAGGAGAUAGGUCUGACGCAGAUAGUGGAAAUCUUCUGCACUGAGGGCUACAACAAGCAGGUGUCACUCCAUUACCUGGGCCCCCUCCUCUCCAACCUGACUCAGCUGCCCGAGACCAGACACUUUAUCCUGGAUAGGGAGAGAUGUGUAGUGCAGAGACUCCUUCCCUACAUACAGUACGAGGCCUCCACAAUCAGACGAGGGGGAGUCAUUGGCACUCUGAGAAAUUGUUGCUUUGACCAUGCUCAUCAUGAGUGGUUGCUUAGUGAUGCGGUGGACAUUCUGCCUUUCCUGUUGCUGCCUCUCGCUGGGCCUGAGGAACUCUCUGACGAGGAGAAUGAAGGGUUACCCGUCGACCUCCAGUACUUGCCAGAGGACAAGAAAAGAGAGGAGGAUCCCGACAUUCGCAAGAUGCUCAUUGAGACCAUGAUACUGCUGACUGCGACCCAAGUGGGCCGGCAGUUUCUGAAGGCCAAGAACACCUACGCCAUCAUGAGGGAGUUCCACAACUGGGAAAAGGAACCUCACGUGGCCGCUGCUUGCGAGAAGUUUAUACAGGUGCUGAUCGGGGAUGAACCGGAGCCAGGCAUGGAGAACUUGUUGGAGGUGGAGAUUCCUGAGGAUGUGGAGGUGAAGCUCAAAGACAUGGAUGCCAAGGAGCAGGAGCAGUUGGAGAAGGACCAGGAAGAUCUGUUAAAUCCAGACAAGCCCCAGCAGUGUGCUGGCAUAGUGAGGAUGAUGUAGCAGGGAGGUCUUUUCUACAUUUCAUCUGAGCCACCAUCUGAUGAACAAUGGAACCAAACCAACUGCUGACUGGAAUGAACACAAGAUAAUUCUCGCCAUCACAACAACAAACUUGCAUGUAAACAGGAGUUGGGAAGGACUGGGUUGUAUUUUCACAUGUAAAUUCAGACAACAAAAGUCAAGUAACUAACUAUUAAAAUAAUCAAACUUUGUUUUUAACGAAAA
Salmo salar (Atlantic salmon) is the source of this 1390-nucleotide messenger RNA. It is a transcript of the gene brp16, whose product is annotated as brain protein 16. NCBI's taxonomy places the organism in Eukaryota, Metazoa, Chordata, Actinopteri, Salmoniformes, Salmonidae. The record is from RefSeq and is marked provisional.